This is a messenger RNA of Lottia gigantea (owl limpet), 772 nucleotides long. RefSeq lists its product as hypothetical. The coding region runs from base 191 to 589 and encodes 132 amino acids. Lineage: Eukaryota; Metazoa; Mollusca; Gastropoda; Lottiidae. The record is from RefSeq and is a predicted model, not a curated record. The transcript has 5 exons.
CACUUUUUUGCAACUUUCUGAUUUGUUUAGUUCUCAAUCAGCAAGAGUACAAGGGAGAAUCUGUUUCUUUAGCGAUAUGUUUAUGAUGUAUGAUGCCGUCUCUGACCGUCACUAAAUAACUGGCACCAAUUGCUUAAGAGCAAAAUUUUACAGAGGUUCUGUUGUAACUUUAUGACACCAGCACGUAGAGAUGGCAUCGGCUGGAAAAGAUUUUAAAACUGAAGAUUUAGAUUCAGUUUUAAAUGUGAUAGGACUGUCACCUAAUGAUCCUCUAGAUAGUUUUGGGGAGAUGUGGUAUCAAGUAUUUCUAUGGACAUUGUUUUCCUCUAUGUUUGUGCACAUCAUUGCUUGCUUGAUUUCUUUGUGUCAGUUACGAAAACACACAGUAGGGCGAUGGAUACCUCUUAGUGUUUUUGCCAUGGGUGUUAUCUCCCCUUUGACUGGUGGAGUUGUGUCAAGUGCUGCAGUUGCUGCCUUGUAUAGAGCAUCUGGCUUUGUUAUGAUGCCUUUUUAUGCCUUAGUUUGGGGUGUGGGACAAACAAUAAUUGUGUGUUUUGUGUCGUUUACACGAAUAUUAGCAACUUUAUAACCAAAGAGUGUAACAAUGAAACUAAGCAUAUCUGUGAUAAAAUUUUGAAAAGUUGGAAUGUUUUGAUAAACUGAAAUCAGUUGACUUUUCAUCAAAUUAAAUCUGUUAUGAACUUGGAAUAGCAAACCCACAGCCAGAAGUUAUUGCAUGUAGUUCAAGACUACGCUUAAAGGGGUACAACUC